AUGAACUCUAAUACAUUUCAAAUUCCUAUAAACCCAACUACAGGUCAAUAUGACGUUCUGCCUUUUGGUGUCAGUCUUGAAGACUAUAUGGCUGAUGGAACUAAUUCAUACUACAUCAAGGCCUUUACAAAAGUGAUUUCUCCCUACUUUCGACCAGGAACUCUAUCACGGUCGGAAUGCGAUAGAAUUGCAAUGGGCCUUUUGUCGAUGCUAGUGGAUACAGUUGAUUUGUACUUUCUCAAGUUUUCUGCACGAUUCUUAACUCCUGAAGAUUUCGAAGAAGUUAUUACCGAACGCAACAUUGUGCACACAUGUGGCUACCCAUUAUGUGCCCAAGUUCCAAAAAAUGCCAACGGCCAAUACAAAAUUGAAUAUAAGUACAAAGGCUUUAAGAUUAUGCACCCAUAUCUGACCAAGUACUGUAGCCGCGAACACGCCCAUGCCGCUAUGUUUUUCCAAAAACAGCUCUCUCAGGAACCUAUUUUUCUGAGAUCUGACAUUACAUUUUUGCCUUAUGGGAAAAGCACUUAUGAAAGCCACGUCGCAUCACUAGAAGAACUCCAAUAUCUGGCGACGACCCAUGGCAUGUCAUUGCACCAGGCCGCACAGUACUUUGCAGUUAACGCCAUCAAAGCCGCACGUGAUACAGCUCAGGAAUCAACAACAAACGAACAAAAGCAAACAGCCGAAGAUGAAGAGCUGGCCAAGCUCGCAGAUAAACUAUCAUUCACAAGCAUCAAUGAGCGGAACCCUAACGAAACGAACAUGGAUGAUUUGGCAGGAAUUGACGAAGAACUGAUUGGAAAUCCCAAUGUGAUUGAAGGAUACGUUACGAAAAAUUAA
Magnusiomyces paraingens is the source of this 843-nucleotide messenger RNA. RefSeq lists its product as uncharacterized. Gene Ontology annotation, cellular component: nucleus; cytoplasm. The record is from RefSeq and is a predicted model, not a curated record. NCBI's taxonomy places the organism in Eukaryota, Fungi, Ascomycota, Dipodascomycetes, Dipodascales, Dipodascaceae. The coding region runs from base 1 to 843 and encodes 280 amino acids. The transcript is spliced from 2 exons. Gene Ontology annotation, molecular function: RNA polymerase II CTD heptapeptide repeat phosphatase activity; RNA polymerase core enzyme binding.